This is a messenger RNA of Temnothorax curvispinosus, 12534 nucleotides long. RefSeq lists its product as uncharacterized. Gene Ontology annotation, biological process: female meiosis I; mRNA stabilization; meiotic cell cycle. Bases 139 to 2709 code for a protein of 856 amino acids. Gene Ontology annotation, cellular component: nucleus; cytoplasm. Lineage: Eukaryota; Metazoa; Arthropoda; Insecta; Hymenoptera; Formicidae. The record is from RefSeq and is a predicted model, not a curated record. The transcript is spliced from 5 exons.
GAGUCGCCAAUCGGGACCGAUCGAGAAUGCUCGCAGCUGGUUGCCGCGGCGUGAGAGAGCGAAAAGGGUGAUGGCGAGUAGCGAUGGUAGUGGUGCUGGGUGACGGUGGUGACGACCGCCGCGAAUUUUUUUUUACCGAUGGCUCUGUCCGAGGUGCAUAAUUUGGCCGCGAUUAUCGGCAGCAAUGCUUUCGCCGUUGGCAAGAAUAACGAGACCGAGCGUGGUGUCAAUAUGCUGGAAGUACCGCGGAAGGUCUACUCUAGGGACGUGCACGGCCUGGAGUACAAUCAUUGGGGCUACGACUUAACCGGCUGCGGCACGAAGAGAAACAUGAAUGUCGAGGACGAGGAUAGUCAAGAUUUGAACAAUCCCAUGGUCAACGACUUGGUAUCGAAGAUCCUCGACGAGGACUCCAUUACCAUUGACACCUGUCACAACAGUUACAACAGCGGGGGCGCGCAUUAUCAGACGGACUACGCCAAUUCCGUACGCUCCAAUCAGGUCGCGGACAGCUUGGACGCCUACCUGACCGACGUCGAUCACCUGGUCGCGCGUUAUCCGCUGUCCAGCAAGUUGCACAACAUCUACAACAACGCCAAGAGCGAGUACCAUCAUUCCAACAAUUUGUGCAACGACCUGAAAACGCUGAACCUCGGUACGUGCAUGCGACAGUCCGUGGAACAGGGCAAUGCGUGCGGCAGCGACAUCGCGCCGAGCCCGUACUCGUCCGACCCGCGGUCGCACGUUGUACACGCGAACGACGCCGGCAUGUACACGAGCGGCGGCGGCGGCAACAUGCCGUUGUGCAACGAUCUGUUGACGACCACGAGCGGGGCGGCGAGUUACGGCAAACAGUCCGGCAACUGGACGGAGCCCCUGUUAACCCCCUCGAUGGGAUGCCGUGCCGAACUUACCGGGAACUACUCGCGAAUCUCGAAUUGCGCCAAACCGGAUCUGAAUUUUAACGUUACCGCGUUAACCCUGGCACUGGACUCCCCGAAUCCCGUUCCCAUCGGCGAGCUCGAGUAUCACAGCAGCAUGCGGCAGAACGUAUCGUCCAACUCGUACGGCGGCAAUACCAUGGUGAACAUGCACGACAUGUACGGCGUUACUGGUAAUCCUAGUCAGGGUCCUGGCUACAGGCCCAACUCGGCGAUGACCGAUCUCAGCGUCGAUUCCGGCUUCCUGUCGAACUCGCCGUUGCAGCACUUCUCGCCCGCCGACACGGCUCUGCACACCUGUUUCGGGAGCGGGAUGCAACGCAACGGCAUGGGUGACUUCAAGGACGUUCACGACACCGCCAGAUUAAAUAUGACGAGUAUCAGCAUACCGAACGAGCAGAUACAAUUCUUGCAGUCGCAAGCUCGUAGCUACAAACUGGAUCAAGCUGUGGACCAAGAUUACAAAAACUUGAUCGAUUAUUAUCCCUCCGGUACAAACAACUUUGUCGCGUCCUCGGCGAGUAAUUUGGACACGAACGAGAACGUUUGUUUCCCUAGUGACUGUAGAAUGGAUAAUAGCCUGUUAAAGAUGAUCAAUCCGAAAUCAAAGUCCAUCGAAGCCAAGACGUACUCACCGAUAGGAUUUCCGAAGAAUCUGAGUUCGCGCAACUUGUACCAGCCUAUCGCUAAGUACGGCUGUCACAAUUAUCAACAGUACACUGCCAACAGUGGCGACGCUCUGAAAAUACUGCAACAAAAUUCUACAUUCUAUCACAACGAUUUGAAGCAGCCUAAGGUCAACGCGUACAAACUUGAUGGAUUCGACUUGGGCAAAGAGAUCGCGUUUCCCUCGGGAAGUCACCUGACCGAUCGCAUCACGGGAUCCACCCUGGACAAGGAUGCCUUCAAUCAUAUUCUGAAACAACGACACCAUAUAUCGAAAAUGCAGAGCAUUCCAGCUGGGAUUCCGCCUCCCGAUAUUAUUUUCAACUCGGGAAUGAUAUCGGGCACGAAUACCGUGAGAUCGGGAGCGUUUCCAUCGGUGAUGCCAGUUCCUGUUCCGGUACCGGUUCAUCCUGUCCCGCGACUGUUCUCCGCGCUUUACGGAGGAAACUUGAGUUUUAGAAACGGCAGUGGCGCGGCCAGAAAGACUGGUCCCUCGAGUAUAUUGCAUUUCAAUCUUGAACAAACGUACGAGCAAUUCAAGCAGUUGGAAAAAGAGCGCAAGAAAUGCGAGGCUGGAUUGGCCGCGCAUUUCCCGGGGAAACGAGUGACCAGCGCGAAUAACAUACCCAUCCCGCGUCUUCAGGGAAAUCCGUCGAGGGUGGAUCGUUUGAUAAUCGACUACUUGAGGGAACACGCUCGUGUCAUUACGUUGAUAGCAAAGAUGGAACGCCUACGUGGGACCACGAUGAAUCAACGCGUGCACAAGGCCAUGGAAUAUUGGCUGGAAGCUAUCAAGUACGUUCAAGAGUGUCGCAAGCAAGAGAUCGCGAAUGCUAUCAAACGUCAGAAGGAGAACCCACAUUGCAUUUUAGCGUAUGACGACAAUGAUAUUCUGACUCUGGCUGGGAGCGUCCACGAAUUGACGAAGGCGUCGCGAUACGCGCGGACCGGUAUGUAUAAUGCGCUACAGGCUACACUACUUUAUGACUUGGACAUAGAGAAGAAAGUCGUCGAGGCUUCUAAGGAUCCAGUCUUAGAUGCGAAAGCCCACAGCGAAAGUCAAACGAAAGACGGAACCAACGAUUACACAAGCAAUACCUAGCAAACUUGCGCUGAAUCCACUUGGUAUCGCUCAUCUUAAAGUACUAAAUCGAGAUUCCAGCAGCUUUUUACUUACGUACAGUAUUACGUUUUUGAAAAGCUUUUGCUGGUGUAUUACGAUUAAUUUUACUGUUGAAACAAAAUGCCGCCCAUUAAAUUCAAAACUUUCACUCGCGAUACACGAGGUAAUACAUUACGAAUGAAACUAAUGCGUAAUACGGACAUUUGGAGACGCGUGCGACUUUUUACAGGUUAAUAACUCCAUAGUUUUCUACCGUAACGUAUUUUAAUGCUUACGACAGUGUAACCGACUUAGCUUUUCGAGAACACCGAUUUAGAUACGAGAGUUUCGCUGAACUGCCUAUCCUUUAUCGGUUUAUCUCUGUCGCGUGUCAAACAAACAAAAAAAUAUAUAUAUAUAUCGCUUUUUUCCUCGACGCCAAAUGGAAAUAAACCGAGAGCAGUGUCGAUCGUGUUUGAACCGGUGAACGGCCGCUAUAGCUUCGAAAAUCGUUGACGACUGCGUUAACUCGCAGCAAGAACGAGAUUGCUCAGAUGUAUUACAUCCUUUAGAAUUAUGAUAGAUGAAGCCGUUCUUUGUACAAUUACUCGUUUAUAUACGUAUCCUAAGUUAAACGAGAUAUAGAUAGGCAGAGAACGCCGAUGUACUCGUUCAAAAUGUUCGGCAGUAACUCGUUAGAUUAGCUCAAUGUGGCCUUCCUUGAAUGUGUGACCCAUAAUGUGGUAGUAGAUGUUCCAGGAUUUGAAUAUUUCGCGAAGUGUAAGUGCGAUAUUUAAUCGCAUGCAACACGAGCUUAUAUAUAUAAAUAUAUAAAUAUAUAUAUAUAUAUAUAUAUACAGCUUUUAUAUAUAUUAUAUGUAAAAGCUUUAAUAUAUAUAUAGAUAUGUAUAUGAAAAUGUUGUUUAUAUAGUACUAAUGUCAGACUUUUCACUACUAAUAUCGCUCCGGGUGUAUCCUCACUUUACGAAUACAAAAAAGAAAUACAUAUACGACACGCACAUACGCGAAGUAAUCAUCUACAUUACAUCUACAGAUCUACAGGUAUACGCACAACGAGAUCAAGCUACACCCGCACAUAAAACUUUUGCACAGUACAUACGUAAAUAUGUAUAUGUGCGUAUACGUGUGUAAAACAUAUAUGCACGUAUACAUAAUAUAAUUUUAUGUCGUUGCUGUGUAUUGCUGUUCCUGCUUCACAAAUCACUCAUUGUUAUUUCUGUAUCAGACGUAACAUCGCCCUGCGAGCGGAGCGACGAACAUAUCGCGAUGAAAUCGCGAACGAUGCGUCGAUCGCGUACUUGUAACAGAUGCUAAUUAGUACCUAAAGUUUCUAUUAUCUGGCAUUUAAUUAUAUAACGAAAGAGUAACCGAGGUCAAUCAACUUUCGCGUGCUUUGAUCUCUUUCGGUGAUAACCGCGUCGCGUAUUACAGUAAACUGCGUGUAUCGUCAUUCCAAAUUGUCUUAAAUUCACCUUUUCAGGAUAUAGAUUUAGAACAAUUUGGAAAUAAGCUUGUCGCGAAACUUCAAUUUUUCUUAAUCGAUCACACAAUCCAGUACGAUUGUUCCGUUUUCGACUACGUCUCUUCUUCGGAACGAACACGAAAAUUCGUGCGCUUUAGAAGAAGUACACGCGUGUUUCACGAACGUCCGAAUAUAAAAAGUCUAGCGUAAUACCGUACAUCGCGCGUUAAUUAAAAAAUACAGCAUAGAUAUGUGUUUGACAAUCCCUUUUAAACUGCAUGCGAUGUUAUUGCAAACUUAUGCACGCAUGCACGCACGCGUACACAGUCACGCGCAUACAAACGCGUACACAUAUCAAUAUUUUGAAACCGGGAUGACCGAGUAUUGUGUGGCUGUGAAAUGGAAACAAGGCGAUGUCGUAUGAUCCAAUUUGUGAUCAAGAUACGAAAGCUAGAAAGGCUCGAUGCAAGAAAAACCUAAUUUGCAACAUUUAUUUGGUGUGUAAAAUUGCGUUUUUUAAAUAAGUUUUGCAAAUAAUGUACUGUGGAGACUUUGCGACAUCCUUGUUCCAAGUUUUUUAUUUCACGUUUGAUAAAUCUGAUAUAAUUUUGAGCUCGAUUAGUCUCAAGGAAAUAUUAUGUGACGUUUUAAUUAUUAAAAAUUGACGUAGGACCAUUUUCGACUAUCUCUUAACAUUCAAAUCUAAACUCGACGAAUCUCUGUACCGUUUUUAACAUAUUUAAUACUAAACUCGGAUAAAAUGUAUUUUCCUCCAUGUUGAACCUUCAGGAUGAUAUUGGUCAUUCUUGUUUCAAGUAGUGGAAACGACGUAUUGUAUAUGUAAACAGUUGUUUUUUGACCAACGGCAUUUACAUAUCUAUUAUUUUUAUUUAGCAGAUUGUAUUCUUAAUUAAAAUAACGUCACUCAUCAUUGACUUCAAUAUAUUCUUUUUUAUUGUAGGAAAUAUCUCGAUGUAGAAAAAUAUCUUUGUUUAGCCAAUUUAUCUUGUUAGACAAUAGAAAGGGAUGUGAAUCAAGUUUGCGCAGGUGUUAACUAAUAUAAUGCAGGAGAGUUUGAAUUUGUUUUAUAUUUAAUUUGAAUUUUACAUCUGAAAGGAUCGUAUUAUGGAUAUAUUCAAAUCUUACAUCAAUUUCUAAUAUAAUUGUAUUUUUCUAAAAAUGUCUUAAAGUCGCUUAAAAGUAUUCUCAGGGUUAUAAAGUAAUAUUAACAGUUUGUGAUAAUUGUGUACGUAAAGUGAACUUCCAAAAAUGAUGAAUUCCAACAUGAUAAUUUAAACGUGUUUGUGACACGUGAUAUAACAAGUCCGUAGUUAUCUGAAAAUCUUUAAUUAUUCGAUAUUAUAUUAUUAAUAAUCAGUCAAAGAUAUAUUUCCACAUCUUUUGCAUUGAUGUGAUGAUUAUUUUUUAUUAGAAAAUUCGAAUAUCGAAUUCUGGAAAGUUUGUGAAACGUGAUCUUAGCUGGUUAGCUAAUAUGUAAAUGAGAGAAAAUGCCGUUCGUUAAAGACCACCCCGCGUAUUGUAUGCGUACGUAUGUGUAUGUGUGCUCGUUGCAGCAAAGUGCAGUAUAAGUGCGCCGCGUCCGUAUAUUGUAAAUAAAAAAGCGAUGUCGUAAACAAUAUAGCCGAAAAUAUGGCAGGAACUGACCAAUGUUCGAGGCGCGAGACUGUUAAACUAUGAUUACCAUAUAUAUAUAUAUAUCAUGAAAAACGACAUACAUGCAUACAUAGACCAAACAUUUGUAUAAGUUUUCACUACGGCAGUGGGUGAAUCCGCAAAUUGAUAAUUGAUACCGGAAGAGAGUGAUAGUAAAUUUCUCUAAAUACCUUCCUUAAGAUUGACUUAAAAAGGUACUAAUUAUUUAGAGAAACUAAUUUACGUCCUAAACUUAGAGACGAAAUGCUUGUCUUAUGUAUAUAUGUCGUCGUGUAAAACUUAAAAAAUGAUGCUUUUGCGAUGACGCACUUCUCGAGCACUCGUGAUAACGAUCGUAUCGUUAUUACGAUAACGUUGUAUCGAAAACUCAUAUCUCUCGUCGUAGAAGAAUCGCGAAUCUCGUCCGCCAUUAAAUAUCGUGAAAGUAUUUCUCUAAGCGGCUUUGUAAGAUUAAUGUUAAAUUGAUGGUAGCGUGGUAAAUUAUACGAUCGAUACGUACUCGGGGCUAUCAACGCAUAGUUGAGCCGUAGUUAUUUUUCUAGUUAGUUUUUCUGUCCUACUUAAAAGAGACUCGUCGUCGUGAGACCGCUACUUGCGAUAUGUAUAAUAUGUUACCUGCGACUUGCGUUUAUAGAUUAGCGGUUAUUAAUUUGACGCGACCACUUUGCCAUGUCCUAAAGUGGCAUGAGCUUUUGUAGACAAUCAGUAUUUAUACGUUGAUAAUUAAGAUAUGUUGAUUAAUAUCUAAAGUUUUAAUGAGUUUGUUACAUCAUAUUUUUUUUUUUUUUUUUUUUUUUUUUUUAGAGUCAAGUCCGGUUCAGUUCGUUUUUUACGUACACGUUAUGUAAACUUUUUAUAGUUGACUUGUAGUAGUUAUUUGAUGUUUUACUCGUUCAAUUGUUCCUAUAUGGAGAGAAUAUAAAGAAAAUUUUAUGUAAACUAGUAGACUUGGCUAGUCGAGCGUACGUAGUAUCGAGGUCCUCUUCGACUUACACUGUCUACGUCGUAUUCUUUCGUUCUUCCUAAUAGCUAGGUACUGCUUUCGAACUCGCCUAAGCGGCUUGUAAGUCUCGGACGGAGUAAAGCUGAAAUCGUAGGGCCUCGUGCUAUGCUCAUUACGAAUUUACCAUAUUAUGUGUUUCAGCGCGUAGCGUUAUUUAUUAUAUAAAUUUAUUAUUCGUUCGCUUAAUAUACAAUUUCAGAUACUCUUUUUGCAUUGACACUACGAUAUCGUACCUCGAAUUUAGAUGAUAGAUAGAGACCAGCGUGCAGAUAUUCGAAGGAGCUUUCGUUCUGUCGAUAGAUAACGGGGGAUAAGUAAGACCGUGGUUCAAGACGAUGGUCUUCACGUAUAGUACCACGUAUUGUGUGUAUCAUAAUUUACGUGUAUUCGGCGUAGAGAAAAUGUGUAGGUAGGUAAUAUUGCGAGCAACAAUGCGAAGCGAAAAUCGAAGUGUAAUGUUAUCAAAAUGUACAGGGUUCCCAUUUCAACUGUAUUAUCUUUUGUAGGCCGAUAUAUAAUUUAGAGAAGACGAACUUUUCGCAAAAAAAUACGAAGAGAAAUCGUCUCUCACUUUCUAUAUGUCAACGCUAUUUUUCCCGUUUAACGCAACGAUCUUCAUUGAGUAAGUCUUGCGUAUUAUAUUCCUAAUUUAUAUGAAUUUUCGCCUCAGUGGGGAAUGGUUACACAUUGUUUAAAAAAGAAAUCGUCCUUUUUAUAAUAAUAAUUAUAACACUGCUAUUUAUUAUUCGCAUUUUGUUAAUUUUUCUGCCUCUAACUUUUUUUCCGAAUUUGGAACAUGCUUUAUUUUAAUGUGCGAUUAAUAAGAAUACCGACUUUAAACUGGCCGGAAGAUAAUAUAGUAAAAACGGGACGUACCGUAUAAACGAUAUACACACACGAUAUAAACACAUGUGUUGAUACGUUAUAGAUUUAUAUGUAUGCGUGUUAGGAAUCGGUUCUCGCGCUUUUCACACAAUGAAAGGAAGAAAGUGCAUUGACUUGUACAUCGCGACUUCGCGAUCGCCGAGCGAGAAUAUUUAUAUAUAAUACAUAAGGAAAUAUAUCGAGAGCUUCUUAGAUAAAGCUAGGGAACAAUGUACGGCUCUAUCUCUCCUACUUUCGCUCUCGUACUCUCCGCAGCCUCUGCGCGAAGAGGCGGAAUUGAGGUCCUAAUAUUGAAGCUCGUAGAUAUUCAAGCUCCGCCGUCGAUCGGCAAUAUCCGUACUUGUUUUUCUCCCCCGACCGUGUUGGAAAUCGCGUUGCGAGUAGCGUGGAGCAAAGUAGACGGAACGUAGCACAAUUUGGAUUAGAUCGUUUGUUAGACGCGUUUAUCGGCCCUAGAAACUCAAAUUAGCGCGAAUAAGCUCAGGUCAUGAGAAGCUUCCUGAUGUGUUAGACACUUAACGAUGUUAGACACUUAACUACGAGAUUCGACGGCACGUUCGUCCCCCCCCCUCUUCUGCCACGAGAUAACUCUUCCCGUCGCGUUGUUCGUUGUUUUCUGUUUUAUGUCGUUGUACAUACUUAAUAGCUAAUGUAAAAGUGUCGGGGAUUGGGAAACCGAGUCACGAUCUAGCCGAGCUCGAAAUUCGAUACCGUUCUCGACGUUCCUUACGUUCACCUGCGAAUAAAUGUGACGCGACGAGAGGAUCUUCGUCUCUUCUUUCUUUUUUCCUCUCGCGCACAAUAUCGAAAAUCGAGAUCGGCCGAGAUCGCCGGCCGGUUUUCCCGGUGGCCCAGCAAAAAAUUGACCAGGGUCGGUAAUUAAGCAAGCAGGAAUUUCUACGUGAAAAACGCAAAAAUUGAAGGCGUUCAGUUCGGCCGUCGAGGAACGGGGCUGUCUUAGCCGGCCGGUUUACUCGUAACACACAUCGCCGCUUAUUUUACACGACAUACCGCAUAGAAUCAUAGAUAAGCAAUAGGUAACGUCUGCGCGAAGACAGAAAAGAAGAGGAAGAAGAGGCGCAAGGCUCUCACAGUAUAGGAUAUCGUUAGCCGUUCGUCUUAGAGACACAUACGCGACUCGUAAAGCCGUUUAUAUGUUUAGAACUCGCGCUCGUAUCUCGCGAAAUGAUGCCACUUCUAAUUAUAGCGCAUUAGGCUCACUGAAAAUCCUCGAUUAAACUCGUCGACGAGAGCGUCCGCAAUGCGGGUCACGUGGACGUCGCCGUAAGGUAUAAUAUAAUACUCGGCAGAACGGUCGAUGGACUUUGUGUUGAACGGAUAACAGAUCCGUACUUAUGUAAGUCGAGAAUAACGAUGAUUGAAACGCACGUUGAAACGUUUAAUUAUAUAAUAUUACAUUAUCAAUGUUAUAUAGUAUGCUAGUUGGCAAUAACUUUUUGCAUACAUUUAACAUUUUAAUAACUUACAGUCACGCUUUUGUUUUAUAUAAUGGGAAUAAAUUAGUAGGAGUUGCCUAUAAAUAGGAAGUUUCGACCGUUCUUGCGAUCGAUUGCGCAAUCAGAUGGCUCCGAUGGGUUUGACUGUGCGGAUAGAAUUUAAUGUUUGACAGAAUCGAAGAGCUUAUUUUUCCAAGCUCUCUUAAAUCCGAAAGAUGACAGGAUUUCCAAUAGAAUCUCCCGAAUAACUGCGAACUUUUCGCGUCAGAUAAUUUUAACUUGACUCGAUGCGUGUAAAUCGAGCGUCAAAAAAAAUCAUCUUGGUUUUAAGACUUGGAGACGAGUUCUUCGAUUCGCCUAAGGGUAUAACUUACAAGCUGCUAUACUUGUCUAAAUACACAUGAAUGUAAUCUACCAGAUAUUCGCGUCCGUUAGAUUUUAAGAGUGAAACUUGUCGAUUAGAGUUCCUAACGAUGUGUUAGAUAGUCGCGAGCCCAGUUUUUUCAAUCGCGACGACGACGUCGCAUCAACGAAUUAGCCGAGCGAUCGCAGCAUCUUAGCUUCACGGUCCUGUGUCUCAUUAUAAUCUAGAGUCGAUUACGUCGAUUAAGAAAGACCGAGAGAGUCAAACCCAUCGAGGCGACUAUCUGAUUUUCUCACGGCGCGUCUCGCGGGAAACGCGGCGCGAACAAAGGCGAACGAUCGAUCCUCCGCCCGCUCGUGGAAUUAAAAUUCAACUCAAGAGACAAUCACUCUGCUUCGAGGUGUCGUGUGCGUUCAGGGUAACGGAGAAGAAACGAAGUAAAAAAAAAAAGAUAAAAAAAGCGGGGUGAGAACGGAGCGAUCGGGCCUACGUCGCGCGUCGACGAGAUCGAGCGGAGGUGCUCGGUUUGCGGACCAUUAAAACAAAGGAUACUGUACAACGAUUACGCUACAAUAAUAUUUAAUGUACCUCUAGGAAACUCGGGACUCGCGAUGGGUCUCGCGACACCGCGGGCCGAUAUCUCGAUAUCGCGCUCGUUUUUUUUUUUCUUUCGCGAAGCUGAUCCGUUUUUACGCUCCACAGAGUUUGGAGAAACGCGCACAGUCGAGAUCCCUCGCGCGCGUCCCGGGACAAUAGUAAUCGUUUUUCCGUGUAUUUUAUUAGGAGCUCCGGCGCAUUUCGUACGAAUUUAUCGGGAUGAUUUUACCUAAUCCGUUUCCUUUUCUCCUCGAAUACGUAAACCUGUUAGCCUUCGAUCCGAAGAGGUUCUCGGGAGCGUUAUCGCGUGCGAAUACCCGAAGCGAAUAGAUACGCACGUGUGGCGCAAAACCUCCGGGAGGACGUAGGAACGCGGAACCCCCCUUCGAAACGGCUCUUCAAUCUCUAAAUCGACGCUCGAAAUCUCGGUCGUCCUCACGCAUUUCGUUUCCUCGCGUUCGCACGUAGGCAAGGGUGAUUUAGGGUGGUUUAGCGACCAGAAAGUAACCGGCUAUAGGUCUACCGAUAGUUAGUCUCAUCAACGUCGUUAUCCGCAUUGGCUUUCUCGUGUUUCUCGCGGGAGCACGAGCGUGUUGCCGCGAUUGUUAUUUUUAUAUUUAACCGUAAGAUUUUUUAUCAGCGAACGGUCGUACCCUCGCGACCGCGAUGAACGGGAAAUGGGGGAAAAAAGAGAAAGGCAGAGGCCGUGGAAAUUGGCCGAGAGAGUUGCGAACGACACGACGAUCGAGGAGAUACAACCAGACAAUACAGUGUCCAACAUCGGGACAUAUAAGACGUCUUAUGUCCAUUUCUACCAACGCCGAUUAACUUUAAUCUCGGUUUAACUUACUUUUUAUCCUUUUCUAAUUCUAGGAAUUAGAAAAAAGUAAGUUGAACCGAGAUUCAAGAUUUCUACUAAUGCGGAUUAACUUUAAUCUCGGUUUAAUUUACUUUUUGCUUUUUUCUAAUUUCUAGAAUUCCUAGAAUUAAUUCUAGGAAUUAGAAAAAGGUAAAAAGUAAAUUAAACCGUGAUUAAAAUUAAUCCGCAUUGGUAGAAAUGGACAUUAAAGACGUCUUGUCCCGAUUUUGUGAUUUUCGCGUUGUCCGAUCUCCUCGCGAUCUCUCCUCGCCUCUGUUUUCAGACUUGCCGUUGAUUUCCGCAUCCUCGUCGCGGCAUGCCUUAAGUGUGUCAACGUUAAUCGUAUCGACUACGUAAUAGCGUCUUCGUGUCGUCGUCGUCGUCGUCGUUGUCGCCAUGGCUGUUCACUCCUAUUCUUCGCGCGCGACUCGUUCUUCUUAAUCACGGCGAUUCUCCCAGCAACGGGUCCCACCAUCUUAUCCCUGACUCCGACACAUAUCGUGGAAGAAAACGAUCGCAGAAACACGCGCGCGCAAACACUCCUCUCUCUUGAAGCUUAUACACGUUUAACAACGUCUGCACGUUCUCCCUCGAAGACGUCGUCCACGUCCAGAGAUCCGGGGUCUCGUCGAUCGCUGAAUAUCUUCCCCCCCUCCCCCUCGAGAUUCCAAGUCUCCCUGCCCCGUUGUGGAAGCGAAUCUUCUCUCUAAAACGAAAAUAUUUUCGUAACGCUUUAUCAGCCACCCCGUUUUCCGCGCGCGCGUUACACGGUGAGAAGCGUAAACGGUUUUUUUUUUUUUUUUUUUAAUACGAUCGGCCCCCGACCACGAAGAGCGAAUUCUCGAGGUUCUCUCCGCGAAAUGCUUCUAGGCUGUGACUCGUAACUCGAGAAAUCCAAUAUCGCGCGUUAUUAUCGAAACAAAUGACAAUCCUUCCUCGAGCGAAAGUCGAAAACGAGAGGGAAAGGUGCGCGAAAAAGGGUGAAAAAAAUAAAGAGAAGAAACGACGGAAGGGAUGAAGAUCACGCGUCAGAAGUUGGAGAACGCUUCGGAUCACGCUUCCUCCUCGUCCCGUUCGCGGUACCUUAACGCAAUAUACAUUGUCGAUACGUAACGAUAUUUCUAUCUCCGUUUUCGCCAACGUCUCGCUGUCAGCGGGCACUCGAGCAAGCAAACUUAAUAAUUAAAUUUAAAAAAAAAAGGAAAAUAAAACGUACGCAUUAUACGGUCUCGGGAUAGAUAUGCGUAGGACGCGAGGAAGCCGAGACUGGAGAAACCGACGGACCCUUUUCUUUCUUAUGCCGCGAAUUUUUCGGCACGCAUGCUCGCGCAGGGUCGUGCCGACCGCGUACCGGAGGGACGGCGUAAUAAUAUUAAUAAUAAUACGCGAAUGAUAUAUCUUUAAAUGGGCUGUGGUAGAAACAAAAAAAAAAAACCUUUAUAUAUACUUUACAUAUAUAUAAUGGAUCGGAUCCUCUCGUUUUAACUGAAAGAAAGAAAGAAA